Molecule: messenger RNA, 8274 nt
Organism: Anopheles stephensi (Asian malaria mosquito)
Lineage: Eukaryota; Metazoa; Arthropoda; Insecta; Diptera; Culicidae
Product: probable chitinase 10
Exons: 9
Coding region: 1000-8274 (2424 amino acids)
Biological process (GO): chitin catabolic process; carbohydrate metabolic process
Cellular component (GO): extracellular region
Molecular function (GO): chitin binding; chitinase activity
Source: RefSeq, a predicted model, not a curated record
UCGAGAAAUUUCGACGAGCAAAAAGUGGAGACGCCUUAAUCACGAAGAAGACUGUGGUCCAGUUGAACGCUGUGUGCUAAAUUUGUGUCGAAUAAUUAAGCAAAAACCGUUUAUAUGUUCCAAGUGCAUCAAAACUUUUUAGAACAAUGGUUUGUUAAACUUGUUCUAAUAGUUUGACCUACAAUGUCGGCGUGUUUCAAAUGCGAAGGCCUGGCACAUAACAUAUUCGUUAUAACCCUGACCAUUCCCCAAAAUAUCAUCCUCAUGGCUGGCCCGGACGUGCAGGUGCUACGAGCUCAGAAUCAAUAAUUAUCGCAACCAGCGAUACGACUCUCGCACCUCUACACCCAUGACAAUGAUCCAGCAAUGCCUUGAUGCGUGUACACCUAUCCAAUCGGGGGAACGCAGCUCUCGUAAGCAUAUCGCUCGCUUUGCAUGGAACAUCAUCUAAAGCAGAGAUCAUGCUGGAUCAUGGUGGAUUGGAGAGCAAAAAAAAAGAUGAAUGAUCGUAUGCGAGCAAAUGUAUUACCGCUGCUCAGCUCUGUGGGUGCUCUCGGCUGGGCAGCGUUCUUUCCUCGGUUUAUUGCCACUCGUUGCAGAUUUUGCUGUAGGUCGUGCCCAUGCUAGCGGUACCGUGUGUAGCCGUGGACUUGAAUCAUAGCUUACGUAGUAUUUUCCUUAUGUUCGCCAGUUCUUUGCUCUCACGAGAUGUUGAAGUUGAAUGGGCACGUGUUGGGGUGCUGAGAAACCAGUUCUCCGCCGGUGACGCCAAUCAUCACUUUUAGCACCCGUACCCCAUUGUGGGCCAAUGACAUAGACCUUGAAACAAUUUUCUGUGUUCUGUUUUCUUUUUUUUGAGCGUUCUUGUUGUUGUUUUGCAUUCAGACUUUGCAGUCUGCAUUCUCCACAGCAAGGCGACCCACUUUGAGAUUUUUUUUGUUGUUACUAUUUUUUGACUGAUUGAGCAUUCAAUGAAACGACUCUUUGGUUGAAUUGUUUAUGAUUGCGCCCGGGGCAAUCGAAAGCCCGUUUUGUUCCAACGUUAAAUGUUUUGCUUUUGUUGUCUCUUCCUGCAGAUCCAAUGCUUCGCUGAAAGGUGAAAGCAUCAGAAUGAGUCUUCUGCCAUAUAAAGGGCUGACCAUUGUUGGUGCCUGGUUGGUGCUAACGGCGACGGCCAUAAGAAUCGAACAACCGGAACCGAUCAGCUUCUUUCGCAGCAGCGUGGAACAGAUUCCACCGCACGGAUUCGAGAAACAGGUGGCCGACGAAGAGAGCAAUGAGUUUGGCAACGAAGCUUUACCACUGCGAGCGGCCGUAGAAAGUGUUCCGGCGAAUCUUGUCGACGAACGUCUACCACUGCGUGACGCCGUUGAAUUUCGCAUCCUGAACAUGGAUCACGAAAUAGAGGACAGGGUCAGUCAGGUGAAAAAUGUGGUCAAGAAGCAAAAGAUCAAGCUGGUUCCCAUCGAUACGAGAGAUGUGGAAAGCUUCCGCGUGUUGUCCUUCCCGGAUAAGUAUGCUGCGUACGUUUUACCCUCGCGGCCGGCCAAUAUGCCAAUGCCGUAUCGUGCGGGAUCUCCAUAUCAACAGCUGUUGAGCAGCAAGGACGUUGCGAUGGUGCAAAAUUCGUAUAGCAAAGUUUUCUCCAGCCCUCUGAAAGCAGCAGCCAACGAAUAUAAGGUACUGUGCCAUAUGACCAACUGGGGCUUUUAUCGCAAGGGUGAAGCACAGUUCGUGCCGGAACAGUUGGAACCUAGUUUGUGUACGCACAUAAUAUAUUCGUUUGCAACCUUGGACCCGGCCACGCUCAUGAUGAAGGAGUUCGACAGUUGGGCCGAUCUGGACAACAAUAUGUACUAUCGGACAGUGGCUGCUGCUGGUGAUGUACCGGUGCUGCUGGGUUUAGGCGGAUGGACAGAUUCUGUCGGCAACAAGUAUUCCGAGAUGGUUGGAUCAGCGGCCAACCGGAGAAACUUCAUAACUAAUGCAAUCGUUUUUCUGAAGAAACAUCGCUUCUCUGGUUUGCACAUGGAUUGGAACUAUCCCGUUUGCUGGCAGAGUGACUGUUCCAAGGGCUCCGAUAGUGAUCGUACCAACUUCAGUAAGCUCAUUCAAGAAAUACGGAAAGCAUUUUCACCGGAGGGCCUGUUGAUCAGUACAAGCAUUUCGGGAUACAAGGAGGUGCUAAUGGUUUCGUACGAUAUUGCCGAGCUUUCGAAGCACGUUGAUUUUAUGGCCGUUAUGACGUACGAUUAUCAUGGCUCUUGGGAGGAACAAACUGGUCACGUGAGCCCAUUGUAUGGAAGUUCUUAUGAUAAAUAUCCGCAGUACAAUACCGAUUACACGAUGCAGCUACUGGUUAAGAUGGGCGCCGACAAGAGCAAACUUAUCGUUGGGGUUCCUUUCUAUGGACAAACGUUUAAAUUAGCACAAACGACGAGAGCAACACCGGGCGAGGGUAGUCCAACUACCGGACCCGGAACAGCUGGCGAUGACACUAGGCAGCCGGGCAUGUUAGCUUAUUACGAAAUCUGUCAGCGUGUCCGUAAACAGAAAUGGAAGGUAGGAAGGGAUCCCGACAUGAAGUCCGGUCCGUAUGCUACCAACGGUGAGCAGUGGGUUGGAUAUGAUGAUCCUGUAUCGGUCACAGCUAAAGCGCGGUAUGUGAUGAAGUCUGGGUUCGGUGGAAUUGCAGCAUGGACUGUCGAUUUGGACGAUUAUCAAAACCGCUGUUGCGAGGAACGGUUUCCCGUGCUGAGAGCAAUUAAUAGAGCUCUGGGUCGGCUGGACACGCCGGUUCCAUCCGGGAUGGACUGUUCGCGUCCUGCACAACCCGCUACUCCGAAACCGGCAGAAAUGACGUUUAGCCCUGAUAGUGGAAUCCAAAGCACAACGUCUACACCGGCACAUUCACACACCACCUGGCCAUCGUGGACACCGGAAAGCACAUCCACAACAAGACGAACGACAACCAAAGCGCCUACCACUACUUCUACAACAACUACCACCACUAGCACUACAACCACGCCUAGAACUACGAGAUGGACCACUUCGGCGACAACGACGUACAGUCCUCCAUCGACCACUGUUGGAACAACUAUCCCUGUACCAGGACUUGUAAUGCCGGAGCUCAGCAAUGCAGAAAGCUGCGAAGGCAACCAAUACAAGGCACAUCCCACGAACUGUAAUUCCUACUACCGUUGCGUUCUGUCCGAGUUCAAGCAACAGUUCUGCGCCGGCGGUCUUCAUUGGAACGAUGCAGCCAAGCUGUGCGAUUGGCCAUCAUCAGCAAAGUGUGAAAUGGACAUGGGAACACAGGAACCAGCAACUACAACGACCACAAGUACAACUACACGACCCACCAGAACUGCAUCAAGACGUACUACUACUACACCGCGCACUACUACUACCAGAACCACCGAAGAAACAGUAACGUCCCGCCCGACUCGUCGGAAGACUACUGCAGUUCCGAAUACAACAAGACCUACCAAAAAGCCUGUAACCACCACCAAAAAGCCUGUAAGUCGCCCCACGGAAACCUGUAACAAUGGCGAGUACUAUCCACACAAGAGCUGCGACAGUUUCUACAUUUGCGUGAACGAAAAGAAGGUGGCGCAACAGUGUGGUCCGGGGCUGUACUGGAGCCAGAUGGAUAAGAGUUGCGAUUGGGAAGAAAACGUAAACUGUGUGAGCAAUGAGCAAUACUUUAGGUUGCUAACAACUUUCGGCGCCUUGAAGGUUCUGUCGGAGGACGAUCCUUGUGAUGGAAAUUCACACGUUCCGUAUCCGGGUGACUGCAACCAGUAUUUGGUGUGUAACUGGGGUCGGUUAGAGUCGGCUAGCUGUGCCGAUGGUCUGCACUGGAAUCAGCAGCUUAAGAUUUGUGAUUGGCCCUCGAAUGUAAAAUGCUCGCAGGGAGGCAUUCCUGAGAGUACGGAAAACAUUUCCGACGAGAACAAUGGUUGGCAGGGCUCGGAUCAGGACAUUGAUGGGCCUCAGUACGUUGUAUCGACCACGGAGAAACGGACCACUACUACAGCACGCACAACAACGGCCGCGCCUCCGGCGACACCUCCACCAGUUCUAGAGCCUCUGUCGGGGUACUACAAGAUGGUUUGCUACUUUACUAACUGGGCCUGGUACAGGAAAGGGUACGGCAAGUACACGCCCGAUCACAUACGCACCGAUCUCUGUACCCACAUCGUGUAUGGAUUCGCGGUGCUGGACUACUCCUCCCUAACGAUAAAAACUCAUGACUCGUGGGCGGAUAUUGAUAACAAAUUCUACACCCGUGUGGUAGCAGCGAAAGAGAAAGGGGUGAAAGUCACUCUUGCCAUCGGUGGUUGGAAUGAUUCGGCAGGCGAUAAAUACAGCCGGCUGGUGCGCAGUGCCUCUGCGAGAUCGAAGUUUGUGGAGCAUGUCAUCGGAUUUUUGGAAAAGUAUGGAUUCGAGGGUUUGGAUCUGGAUUGGGAGUAUCCGGUCUGUUGGCAGGUGGACUGCAAGAAAGGAUUCGCCGAUGAAAAGGAAGGAUUCACGGAGCUGGUUCGCGAGCUGUCGGAAGCGUUUAAGCCCCGCGGGUGGUUACUGUCGGCGGCCGUAUCACCAAGCAAAACGGUUAUCGACGCUGGAUACGAUGUGGCAGCAUUGGCCAAGUAUUUCGACUGGAUCGCAGUAAUGACGUACGAUUUCCAUGGACAGUGGGACAAGCAAACGGGGCAUGUAGCGCCGCUGUACUACCAUCCCGAGGAUGAGAUUGAUUUCUUCAAUGCGAACUAUUCUAUCAAUUAUUGGAUCGAGAAGGGAGCACCAUCGAGAAAGCUUGUUAUGGGUAUGCCACUUUAUGGACAGUCUUUCCAACUAGCGGACACAAAGAAGAAUGGACUCAACGCUAAGGCUCCAGGCGCUGGCCAGGCAGGCGAAUUCACCAGAGCUGCAGGAUUUUUAGCGUAUUACGAGAUCUGUGAUCGUAUACAAAACAAAGGAUGGACGGUGGUGCAGGAUGAGCUAGGAAGAAUGGGACCGUAUGCAUACAAGGGCAAUCAGUGGGUAUCAUUCGAUGAUAAAGAAUCGUUGCUGAGGAAGGUACAAUUCAUACGCGCCAUGGAUCUUGGAGGAGGUAUGAUCUGGGCGCUCGAUUUGGACGACUUCAAGGAUCGCUGUGGGCAUGGAAGCCAUCCAUUGCUAACUGCAAUCCGAGAGGGUCUGCGAGAAGCUCCAAACGGUGCCGAUGUACUUCCAUCCAUUGUCCCGGAAUCCACUGUGGAUGAAAAUAUUGCACUGGGCGGGGAAACAAACACCGGUAUUUCUUCCCCGGAGAAACAGCAACCCAAUCCAAUCGAUAGUUCCGAAGUGGAGGAAAACUUUGUUGAUUCCGACGAGUAUAAAGUGGUGUGCUACUUUACGAACUGGGCCUGGUAUAGGCAGGGUAAUGGAAAAUAUCUUCCUGAAGAUAUCGAUGCCGACCUUUGUACCCACAUAGUGUAUGGGUUCGCCGUGCUGGAUCGCGAAGGACUAACAAUUAAACCGCACGAUUCCUGGGCAGACAUAGAUAAUCGCUUCUACGAGCGUGUUGUGGAGCUUAAGAAGAAAGGCAAGAAAGUGACCGUAGCGAUUGGCGGAUGGAACGAUUCGGCUGGCGAUAAGUACAGCCGGCUCGUGCGGAAUGCGCAGGCAAGAAAGCGCUUUGUGGACAAUGUGAUGCAAUUCAUUGCGAAGUAUAACUUCGAUGGAUUGGACUUGGAUUGGGAGUAUCCCGUCUGCUGGCAGGUCGAUUGCAAGAAGGGAUACGCUGAUGAAAAGGAAGGAUUUGCAAGCUUAGUAGUGGAGCUGGCAGCUGCCUUUAAGCCACAGGGCUAUCUGCUAUCGUCGGCGGUAUCUCCAAGCAAGAAGGUGAUCGAUGCAGGGUACGACGUACGUACACUGUCCGAUUACAUGGACUGGAUCGCAGUGAUGACGUACGAUUAUCAUGGUCAGUGGGACAAACAAACGGGACAUGUCGCACCGAUGUAUGAACAUCCCGAUGAUGUGGACAAAACGUUCAACGCCAACUUUACCAUCCACUACUGGAUUGAGCAGGGUGCGGAUCCUCGCAAGCUGGUAAUGGGAAUGCCAAUGUACGGCCAAUCGUUCUCGCUCGCGGAUGUUAAUGAUCAUGGACUGAACGCUAAGACGUAUGGAGGCGGUGAAGCUGGUGAUCAAACACGUGCCCGAGGAUUCUUGUCGUAUUACGAAAUAUGCUCCAACAUCAACAAGAAGAACUGGAACGUUGUGCGAGACCGCAAGGGACGUAUGGGUCCUUACGCUUACAAAGGCGAUCAGUGGGUUUCGUUCGACGAUCAGUACAUGAUACGUCAUAAAAGCGAGUUCAUCAAGGCAAUGGGUCUUGGAGGAGCUAUGAUCUGGGCACUCGAUUUGGAUGAUUUCCGUAAUAUUUGUGGGUGUGAAGAAUAUCCUUUGCUGCGCACCAUCAAUCGAGUGUUGCGAAACUAUCCUGGUCCGGGUCCAAAAUGUACGCUGGGAUCUGGCAAACCAUCGUCUUCCGAACGUCCAACUACAGCGAUGACGACGACGACAACAACGACCACGACCACGACGACAACCACCAGAAAACCCACAACUACCUACAGAACAACGACGUCCACGAUGCCUACGAAGGCUGCAUCAACUACAAGGAAAACUACCCGCCGACCGACUAGUGGCAUGACCACUACGAGCCGGCCUUCCACACCAUCCAUAGAUGAUCUCGAUAAUACUCAUGCUACUAGUGAAUGCGACGGACGACUGUUCGUACCACAUGAAUCUGAUUGCUCCAAGUACUACGUUUGUCAGCAUGGCAAACGCUAUGAGCAAAGAUGUCCUGCCAACACCGUCUGGAACAAUGGAUACUGUGACUGGGAGGAGAAUACUAAUUGUAAAAACAAGCAGCGCCCAGUAACCUCCACAAGCCCCACUAUUACGACAGAAGAUGGUAGUUGGAUGUCUUCAACUAGCCGUCCGGUAACAACUACACGACGUACAACAUCAUCCACAACAACUACGCGACGUCCAACGGACAGACCCACAACAGCAAUUACUACCAGCACUACACCAAAACCUCUGCCCCCAUCGAAUGAAUUAGGUCCCGGAAAUAGUGACUACAAAGUGGUGUGCUAUUUUACCAACUGGGCCUGGUACAGACAAGGAGAUGGAAAGUAUACUCCCGACGAUAUCGAUAGUACACUCUGCACCCACAUAGUGUACGGUUUUGCUGUGCUCGAUCGUGAAACUUUGACAAUCAAAACUCACGACUCGUGGGCCGAUAUAGACAAUCGGUUCUACGAGCGUGUUGUCGAGCAAAAGCGCAAAGGAGCGAAGGUCACUCUGGCGCUGGGCGGAUGGAACGAUUCGCUGGGCGAUAAGUACAGCAAACUGGUGCGUGAUGCCGCGGCUAGAGCUAGGUUUGUGAAGCAUGCCGUCGAGUUCAUCGAGAAGUAUGAUUUCGACGGGUUGGACCUUGAUUGGGAGUACCCUGUUUGCUGGCAGGUCGAUUGUCAGAAAGGAUAUCCCGACGAAAAGGAGGGCUUUGCUAAGCUGGUGCAGGAGCUUGCUGUCGAGUUCCGACCGAGAAGUUGGCUACUUUCGGCUGCCGUUUCUCCCAGCAAGAUGGUUAUCGAUGCGGGGUAUGAUGUGCCAGUGCUGGCGGAGUAUUUUGAUUGGAUUGCGGUCAUGACUUACGAUUUCCACGGUAACUGGGAUAAGCAAACCGGCCAUGUUGCACCACUGUACUACUAUCCGGGCGAUACUUACGAUUAUUUUAAUGCCAACUUCUCCAUCAACUAUUGGAUCGAAAAGGGAGCACCGUCGCGAAAGUUGGUCAUGGGUAUGCCCCUGUACGGCCAAACUUUUUCACUUGCCGACGCUCGCCGCAAUGGGUUGAACGAGAAGUCGUACGGUCCGGGCGAAGCAGGAGAAUUUACGCGCGCCGGAGGAUUCCUGUCGUUUUACGAAAUCUGUGACAAGGUUAAUCGCCAGGGUUGGUCGGUGCAACGGGAUCCAGAAGGUAGAAUAGGCCCGUACGCGUACAGUGGAAACCAGUGGGUGUCGUAUGAUGAUGUGGACGAGAUCCGAAGAAAAACGCGGUUCGUCAAACAGAUGAAUCUAGGCGGUGGAAUGGUGUGGGCGUUGGAUCUGGACGACUUCAGAGGCAAAUGUGGCUGUGGUACGCAUCCGUUGCUGCGUACCAUGAACUUGGAGCUUGGUCGCAUCAGCACACAGGCGUCAGAAAAUUGUACUUAG